AUGGCGUUUAGGUUCGGGGCAUUCGUGCUCCUGACGCUGGGCAUCGUCGCAUACGGCCAAGAGAUACGCAAGAAGAAAUACUGUGAAGUAGCAGACCCAUUGGCAUCGUUUCAUGCGUACUCUGCGGUGAGUUUAAACCACCAGUUUCUUGAAUUGAAUGAUCUUGUAACUGAAUUUAAGCAAUAUAACUUCACCAUUCUUGGUUUUCCUGUUAACCAGUUCAAUCUACAAGAACCAGCAGAAAACGACGAGAUCCUAGCUUGUCUACGAGAAGUCAGACCAGGUAACGGUUUUGUACCCAACUUCGAAAUCUUUGAGAAGGGCGAUGCAAAUGGAGUUCAGCAAACUGACAUAUGGUCAUAUUUGAAGGACAACUGUGCGUCUGCUGACGAAUCCCUAGGGGUCAGUACAAGCUUAUUCUGGGACCCGUUUCACAAUGAUGACAUUCGGUGGACAUUCAGUGAGCGCAUCAUCCUUGAUGUCGAUGGUUUUGGGUAUAUACGUUACAAUGAUCCUACCGACCCCUACGCUCCAGGCGGUUUGCGUGAUGACAUCGAGCAAUAUCUGAGGGAUGGUUAUAUUGAUUUGUAA
Molecule: messenger RNA, 591 nt
Organism: Saccoglossus kowalevskii
Lineage: Eukaryota; Metazoa; Hemichordata; Enteropneusta; Harrimaniidae
Product: glutathione peroxidase 3-like
Biological process (GO): response to oxidative stress
Molecular function (GO): glutathione peroxidase activity
Source: RefSeq, a predicted model, not a curated record